Molecule: messenger RNA, 1261 nt
Organism: Lotus japonicus
Lineage: Eukaryota; Viridiplantae; Streptophyta; Magnoliopsida; Fabales; Fabaceae
Exons: 4
Coding region: 73-801 (242 amino acids)
Source: RefSeq, a predicted model, not a curated record
AGGGGCAACAUUGUCCAUUGCUCCUCGUUUCCAUUCAAAAUUGAAAACUGCCACUGCCUCCGCUGAUCGAAGAUGAUGGAGGUGGAGAAGCCAAAUCUGGAAUCAGGGUUUCCCUUCUGGAAACCGCUUCCUCGCAUGUUCCCACCCGACUCUCCUUUCUUCGCUCCUGGUAACCUCGAACGAGAGCUUCUUGCUAAACAGGUUGCCUUGGAAUUUCCAGAAGAAAAGCUAGAGCUUGAGAAUUGGAUACAAGAAGAAGCUAGGGAAGUGUUUUGUCCCAUUGUCGGUUGUCGAGCGCGGUUGAAAUCAUUAGAGGACUUUGAAAAUCACUAUAGUGCAAGGCAUCACUCUGCAUGCUGUUCUGUGUGUUCCAGAGUCUACCCGACAUCGCGUUUGCUCAGCAUACAUGUAUCUGAAGAGCAUGAUUCUUUCUUUAAGGCAAAAGUUGCGCGUGGCUAUGAUGUGUAUGAAUGCUUAGUGGAAGGUUGUGGUUUGAAAUUCAAAAGCUACACUAGUAGGAAGCAGCAUCUAGUUGACAAGCAUGGAUUUCCCAAGUCAUUUCAGUUUUUCAAGAAGGCUGCACCUUCAAAGAAAGAGAGGCUAAAGACUCAACGCAAACAAGCUGCUCAUAAGGAGGAUGCUUCUGGAAUGAUGGAAGUGGAAAAUGCAGCCAUGGAUGACCUUGUUUCAGCAGUCUCUAGAUUGAAUACUUCGGACUCCACUCCGUCUUCAAUCAGCUUCGGCCGCCGCCCCAAAGGCUUGUCAUUUGUCCCUCGAUCUGUUCAGCGUGGAAAUAGAUGAAACCAAACAUCAUCCAUUACAAAGAUAUAAUAAGCUUGUACCUAGAACCAAUCUGCAUACUUAAUUGUUAGAUGAUCAAUCUUCAGAUGCUGCCCUGUUAUAAAGUACCUGUUGGUUGUUUUCUGUCCAAAGAUUGAAGAAGCUGAUAAAGUUGAAGAUCAUAAAAAUAGAGAUGUAAUAACAGCAUACUUUAGUAUUAUCUUUCUGUGCUUCCACUUGGGCCCCUGUAAGUUGGCCUAAGGCUAAUAUAGAGUAUAGACAUUAUGCCCGUGCGAGUAUAUCUGGCUCAUGAUGUGGAGAUUUUGAGCUUCUCUUUAGUAUGAUAUUGUUCUGUAACUUCUGUUAACUUCUCACAUGUUUACUGAUAGCAACUUUGUGAUUAGAUGUGAAAACAAUCACUCUUACCGCUUGUCAUAUGUUUGUCAUGGCAAAUGAAUUUCAUGAAUUUCAAGUAUACAAA